CCUGAACCUCUUCCGGUUUCUUCGGCAGUGGGCGUCGUUUGCCCACCAGCUAGGUGGUAUCUGCUGAAGACUGUGAGGGUAGAGACGGCGGCGGGCGGGAGGCUUCGUAAUGCCCCGUUAUUACGAGGACAAGCCAGAGGGCGGCGCGUGCGCGGGUUUGAAGGAGGACUUGGGGGCAUGUCUGCUGCAGUCGGACUGUGUGCUCCAGGAAGGAAAAUCCCCUCGGGAGUGCUUGAAGGAAGGAUACUGCAAAGCUCUGAAAUACUCAUUUUUUGAGUGUAAAAGAUCAAUGUUGGAUGCCAGAUCAAGAUUCAGAGGAAGAAAAGGAUAUUGAUACCGUUUUGCUGAGGGCAAGAUGAAAACCAACAAAGGAUUUCCUCUGGUCAUUAACAUAGAAAAGCUAAUACUUUUUGCUCUGUUUGGUUGGGCCCAUUUUCCCUAUACAACAGUGGAAAAAACAGAUGAAUUGGUUUUUUAAUCUGUAUAAGGGAAAUGUAGCUCCUACUUUAUUUUUAGAAGAUCAUUUUAGUUGAACAGUUUUGAGGACUGUCCUAAAGCACAAAGAAUGGGAAGGUUAUUUUCAAACUUGACCCUUUAAUCAAAAUUACACAGAUUUGAUGCCACUGAUGUGACUGACAGUAAUAUGAAGCCUGUGCAGAUGAGGUUUAUUGGAAAAGUUUAGGAUAAAACUUUUACUCAGUUUGUCCUGCUUGGUUCUAAAUAAAUUGUUUGAGUCCUUGGAAAAGAUGC
Messenger RNA from Octodon degus (degu), 750 nucleotides. RefSeq names its product cytochrome c oxidase assembly factor 5. Gene Ontology annotation, cellular component: mitochondrion. Gene Ontology annotation, biological process: mitochondrial respiratory chain complex IV assembly. The transcript is spliced from 3 exons. Bases 110 to 334 code for a protein of 74 amino acids. The record is from RefSeq and is a predicted model, not a curated record. NCBI's taxonomy places the organism in Eukaryota, Metazoa, Chordata, Mammalia, Rodentia, Octodontidae.